This is a messenger RNA of Ylistrum balloti, 6986 nucleotides long. RefSeq names its product importin-5-like. The record is from RefSeq and is a predicted model, not a curated record. The transcript has 27 exons. NCBI's taxonomy places the organism in Eukaryota, Metazoa, Mollusca, Bivalvia, Pectinida, Pectinidae. Gene Ontology annotation, biological process: protein import into nucleus. The coding region runs from base 1 to 3291 and encodes 1096 amino acids. Gene Ontology annotation, molecular function: nuclear import signal receptor activity. Gene Ontology annotation, cellular component: cytoplasm; nucleus.
AUGGCUGACCAGGCACAGUUCGAAGCUCUCUUAGAGAGUUUGAUGAGCACGGAUAAUGAUGUCAGGACACAAUCAGAGGAAAAUUAUGACAAGAUUCCAGCAGCAACAAAGAUACCUUUCUUGGUACAGUCUAUGAAGAACAGUAAUGGCUCUAUUGAGACCAGAACAAUGUCUGCAGUACUGCUGCGGCGACUGUUUUCAUGCAGUUUUGAAGAAUGCUGGCCCAGCUUAUCAGAUGAAAUGAAGGCAACAAUUAAAGAACAGAUGAUGAUUGCCAUUAGAGAAGAGUUAACUCCCCCUGUCAGGCGGAAAGUCUGUGAUGCUACUGCAGAGCUCGCUAGAAAUAUGAUCGAUGAUGAUGAAAAUGUGACAUGGCCAGAAAUAUUGAAGUUUCUUUUUGAAUGUGCAAGUCAUGAAGAUUCUGGACUCCGAGAGAGUGCCUUGCAUAUUUUUACGAAUGUGCCUGGUAUAUUUGGUAAUCAACAGAACCACUACCUGGAUGUGAUCAAACAGAUGUUGAACGCUAAUUUAAAUGACACGGACCAUCCACAAGUUAGAUUUGAGGCAGUCAAGGCCACUACAGCAUUUCUUGUAGCCAAUGAUAAACAACAGUCGAUUUUGGCACACUUUAGAGACUUGCUGCCUGCCAUUUUACAGGCAAUGGUUGACAGUGUCAAUGCACAAGAAGAUGACAGCUUGCUGAAGUGUUUGAUUGAAUUAGCAGAAACUAUCCCCAAGUACCUACGCAGUCAGCUGGAUAACAUUAUUCCAUUCUGUCUUAAGAUUGUGUCUGAUGCUAACCUGGAUGAUUCUUGGAGACAACUCGGAAUGGAAGCUAUAGUUACCUUAUCGGAAACUGCCCCAGCUAUGGUUCGCAAGUUCAGCAAGUUUAUGUCCUUGCUUGUGCCCCAGAUUCUGGCUUUGAUGGUCGAUUUGGAGGAAGAAGCUGACUGGGCUUUACAAGAUGAACCCGAAGAAGAAGAUACUGAAAGCAAUGCCAUCUCUGCAGAGAGUGCAUUAGACCGUCUUGCCUGUGCUCUUGGAGGGAAGACAACUCUGCCCCACAUUCUUGCGAAUAUUCCACAGAUGUUGCAGAACAAUGACUGGCGGUACCGACAUGCUGCUUUAAUGGCUAUAUCUGCCUGUGGGGAGGGAUGUCACCAACAGAUGGAGAUUAUGUUAGGCAAUGUUGUAGAGGCCAUCUUACCAUUUCUCAAGGAUCCGCAUCCACGAGUCCGGUAUGCUGCAUGUAAUGCCAUAGGACAAAUCUCAACAGAUUUUGGUCCGAUUUUACAGAAAAAGUUUCAUGAAAAGGUUGUACCCUCCCUUCUGAUGGUUAUGGAUGAUGACGCCCACCCUCGAGUACAGGCACAUGGCGCUGCAGCCUUGGUAAAUUUCAGCGAAGAUUGCCCUAAAACUAUCCUUGUUCAGUACCUGGAUGUGAUCAUACUCAAGUUGGAACAAGUUCUGGUCAGCAAAUUCAAAGAGUUAAUGGAGAAAGGAACAAAAAUGGUUUUAGAACAAGUUGUCACGACGCUGGCGUCUGUGGCUGACACUGCUGAAGAAAAGUUUGAACAGUAUUAUGACAGAUUUAUGCCAUCGUUGAAGUACAUAGUACAGCAAGCCAACCAGACAGAGCUGCGACUUCUCCGAGGGAAGACAAUUGAGUGUAUAAGUUUGAUAGGCCUUGCUGUCGGCAAAGAAAAGUUCCUUCAAGACUGCAGUGAGGUGAUGCAGUUGUUGCUGAAGUCACAGACAGAACAAGAAGAUCUGGCUGACGAUGACCCACAGAUUUCUUACAUGAUUUCUGCAUGGGCAAGGAUGUGUAAAAUUUUGGGAAAAGAAUUCCAGCAGUAUCUGCCUCUAGUCAUUGGUCCAGUUCUCAAAGCAGCAUCCUUGAAGCCAGAAGUUGCACUCCUAGAAAGUGAAGAGAUGAAAGAAAUGUACAAUGAUCAGGACUGGCAAUUUGUCACUGUCGGUGACCAGCAAAGUUUUGGUAUACGUACAGCAGGACUAGAGGAAAAAGCCACUGCUUGCCAGAUGUUAGUAUGUUAUGCAAGAGAGCUCAAAGAAGCCUUCGCCGAGUAUGCAGAACAAGUUGUCAAAAUUAUGGUGCCUCUACUUAAAUUUUAUUUUCAUGAUGAUAUACGAAUAGCAGCAUCAGAAAGCCUACCAUUUCUAAUAGACUGUGCCAAGAUUCGUGGUGAACAGUAUGUAGCAGAGAUGUGGCAAUACAUUUGUCCACACUUGCUGAAGGCCAUUGAGAUUGAACCAGAACAGUCUGUGCUGCCUGAACACAUGAACUCGCUGGCAAAGUGCAUCGAAAAACUUGGAAAAGGAUGUUUAACAAUGGAAAACCUUAAUUUAUUGACACAGCUUGUAGAUAAACAAUUACAGGAACACUUCAAGAAACAAGAUGAGCGACAAGCUAAAAGAGGUGAUGAAGAUUAUGAUGAAGAUGUGGAAGAUGAACUUAUGGAUGAGGAUGACGAAGAUGUGUACAUCCUAAGUAAGAUUGCUGAUAUCAUUCAUGCCCUAUUUGGCACACACAAAGAGGAAUUCCUUCCCAUCUUUGAACAGCUGAUGGGCUACUUUGUCCGACUACUGGGGGCAGAGCGACCAUGGCCGGACAAACAGUGGGGCUUGUGUAUCUGGGAUGAUGUCAUUGAACAUUGCGGGGCGCAUUCGGUGAAAUAUCAGGAAUAUUUCCUACAAAAUAUGAUGACAUAUCUGACUGAAAAGAGUGCUGAGGUUCGUCAGGCUGCAGCGUACGGCGUUGGAGUCAUGGCACAGUUUGGGGGGAAUGUGUAUGCACAAGCCUGUGCAGAGGCCUUACCUUUACUACUGAAGAUGAUACAAGAUCCUGAUUCACGAGCUGUAGAAAACGUGAACCCAACAGAAAAUGCCAUCUCUGCUGUCACCAAGAUCUGCAAAUACAAUUCAUCCAGAAUCAACAUUAACGAGGUUUUAGGAUUUUGGCUGACAUGGUUACCUGUUUGGGAAGAUGAAGACGAGGCUGUCCAUAUAUAUGGCUACCUCUGUGAUCUGAUAGAAAUAAACCAUCCUGUUAUACUGGGGGAGAACAACAAAAAUCUACCACAGAUUAUUUGUAUUAUUGGUGAAGCACUACACAAAGAGGCUGUGUCUUCAGAUGAUGAGGUCUUCCAGAGACUUCUUAACAUUGUCCGACAAGUACAGAGUAACCAGGAGUUGUUCCAGGUGUGUGUGCCACUCCUGACACAGGACCAGCAACAAGCUCUAUCAGAUGCUCUCAACGCUGCCCAGAGCUGAGGACAAUCCCUGCCUUUAUGGACAUAUAUACACAGUAGUGGAGAUAUCAUUAAAGCUAAUGCCAAAUCUGCAAUUCUGCUGUCAGCUAUUUUGGACUUGCCCCCAACUUGUUCAUAUUUUGGCAGAUAUCAAGCAUUUUUGGAGGUGCUUCCUGGAAGCUGUUACAAGCAUCUUUAAAUACUGCACAACUGAAGUUGAUCUCCAUUCGUGUUUUUUCAGCAAACAUUUGACUCACAAAUUUCUAUUAGAAGUUUGUGUUCUGUGUUCAGAGAUCAUGAGUGCCCAAGACCAAGGAUAAAACACCUGCGUGAUUGGUGACAAAGUUACUAUCCCUACUGUGCAUACUGUUUUCUAGUACAUGUUUGGAAAGGAUUGAAUCCAGCGAUGCUUUCCACAUUUUGCUUGAAGAUUUCGUGUGAGAACUGCUAGAAACAGAAAUUGAAUGCAAUAUGAUAUUUAUGUGUUGUGAAUGAGUUUCUUAAGCCAGGCCAAGUUUUCCUACCUGUUGAAAGAUUUAGCUAUAAAGCAAAGGACAUAAAUAUUCUAAUGAAAUGUUUGUAAUAGAUAAAGGUAUCAAUGCUAUUGAACAGGCAUUCUUUUUUGAGAAUUAGAUGUGAUCAAUUUCAGAAUUGUACUGAAAGUUAUAUAGCUUAUAUGUAUCAUAACUUGCAAGGACACCUGAGUAUCAACAGAACUGAAGGUUUUAUUAGUUUAAACUGUAAAAUUAUGAAACAUCCAACCACAUCUUAUGUGGUUUAAGGAAAUUGUACUAGAUUUGGAAAUAUAGAACUCAGGAAAUCAAAAUGAAAGCCAGAUUAUCCCAAAGGGAGUUCUUCACUUUGUGUAGGAGAUAAUCAUGAGAUUAGAAGCAGAUAGAAGUCUAGAGAAGCCAGCAUUGUUAUGUUAAUGAAAGUUUAAUUAUAAAGUAUAGAUAAAUGUUGCAUCAUAUGGAAUAUAUAAGGAACUUUCAGGUCUUUUAUUCAUAAUUAUUCUAUAAAUUCUUAUUUUGCAAUUAGUGGUUCACUUUUAAUAGUUACUUUUUGAAUUUGUAAAUUGUAUAUUAAGUGAACAACAAUUUGUAAUUCAACCCAGUCCAGUAUCUUCAGUUUCGAGAAUGUAUGAAGUGAUGUAAAAGUUUAGAGAACAUUACUUCACAUGUACUAAAUUUGGUUGCUGAUGCUUCCUAUUAUAAAUCUACGUAAAUUUUCUCCCUUGUGUUGUGCUUAAAGACUAAUUGAGAUUUUGUGUCCUAAAGGAAGAAUGUUCUGUACAUGGAGGAUGAUACCAUUUUUGUUACGUGUUGCAGGAUUGUUUUGUUAUUGGAUUUGUAGAUUGUUUCUAUGUUGUUAAAUAUUAUGUUACUGUCUGUAUACUGUCUACCAAGUGGUGUUGGUAAUCUCUUGAUUAUUGUAAUCUGGCUAAUAGCAAAGCUUUGAAAACUUCUGAUCACGAAAAAUACCAUUGUUUCAGUUGUGUGAUAUUUACUGUCAUUCCAGACUGCCAAGGCUUAGGAGUGUACAUUUUUUUUGCAACAGUUUUUCUUAAAAUAUUGGAAAAAAGGUUUGCAUUAUUGGAUAUGGGAAAACAUAGCAAAUCAUUUAACAAUUUGAAUUACUGUAAAUUUGUUUUAUACUGAAAUAUUGAACUUGUGUAUCCUACUGUCUUUUCAAAUUGGUUACACAUCAGACAUUUUUGGCCAUAAAUAGUUUGAAUGCUAGCUUUUAAUAUUUUAGCAGUCACUGUAGUCCUGUUUUGAAUAUUAAUGAGUGCAGAAUACCACAAAUUUAUGAUCCCAGUGUUUGCAUAAAAAAUGCAUACAAAUCAAAUGGCGGCAUAAUAUUUGUAGAAGUCUACAAACAUUUUAGAACCUUGUCCUGUUGCUGCCAAGUAAGUUCCAACAUUCAUUCUUGUAUUGUUAAAACUGACAUCUUUAUAACUUUAAGAUGGAAAUCACUUUGUAUUGAUAUAUUUUGAGAGAAUAUCUGCAAGAACAAUCUCUUGAAAAUGUGAUACUGAUAAAUACAAAUAAAUGUAAAGGAACAAUGCCAAAUAUUACAGAAUUUUUUCUGUACUUAAUUUUAAGUCAACUCUGGUGAAUGGGAAAUUAUUUUCAAUCAUUGCUUUUCAGUAGGUUUGUGUAUAUAACAGUACACCUGGUUUAGAAUAUUUAAAUCUACUUUGUACCCAACUCAUCUCCCAAAUGAAUUAUUUGAAGAGUUUUUUUAUAUACAAGAUAGUCAACCUCAUUCAUAUAUCUUGUUCAUUCAUAAUCAGUCUUGGUUGUCUCCCCCUUAAUUACUCGACAGUACAAUUUUGGUAGUCUUGCAAUUGGUUCUGGAUGUUUCAAAGAAUUCAUGAUAAGCCCAACAAGAUUAAUUGUUUAGUUUGUGCACCGAGAUAAAUGUUGGAUGGCUAACAGUAGGUAUAUUAGGUAUAUUAUACCUAAGAAAUUCAUACAGGAAAUUACGGUAACCGAUUUAUUUGUUUUGCAGUUGAUGUGUGGUACAUUCCUGCUAGCUUUAGUAUUUAUGAAUCUCUAUGUAUUGAAUUAUGUUAAAAUUGAAUGGAAGCUCAUGCAAGUUUCCAUUCUGAGGAGUUGUCUAGAAAUACUUCUCUGUGAAGAUGUUUUACGUUUGAUAUUUCUUUCCUUUGCUUCUUCCCUUGCUUCUUGAUGUAUUGUAUUUGGUGUUGUGUCGUGCCAUACUUGGUAUUUCUUCAAUAUUUUCUUUUCUUAUUUGGCAACAGCAAAUCAGCAAUAAGUUUAAUGAAUAUCUUAAUCUUUAUCUCAAUGAAAAUAAUAUUAUGAAUAUUGAUUGUGAAAUUCCUUGUCACAGUAAUCAGUUUUUUAGAAGUAAUAUUGAAAAUAUUUAUCCUUGACAUUGAUAAUGGCAGAAAGGGCAGUGUUUGUAUUGAAACAAGUUCAUAUAAUUCACAAUAUCAAUAUUCAUAUCUGGAAAAUAAAAAAAGCUCAUUUUUUUGUUUAUUUAUUGAAUUUCAUGGCUUAAGUAGUGACAUUUUUCUGUGGAACAAUUUUGACAUUUUAACUUAAAAUCCAGAACACAAAGCUAAUUAAAGGCUUAAUAAAGCAGAUAAUUUAUUAGGGGUGAAAACAAUUUCCCUUCAGCAAAAAGAGCUGUGAUAUGGGAUCUGUUUGAUAGAUGUAAGCUGAUCACACAAGUGCUGAAAUUGCUGUCUUAAUUUUGUAUCUACAAAAUGUAAGUUUUAUUUACAUUAUUUUCGAAAGAAAUGAUUAGCCUUGGUACAAGAAGGCAUUUCAGGACAUUUCAUGUAUAGACCAUAAAUUCUGUGCAUUGUUGUCCUGUUAAAUUUAAUACACAUGGCAUUUAGGCCAGUAUAUGAAACAAUUUAGAAAACCCUGACAAAUAUUGCAUUAUUUGUCGCAAUUGUUAGAAAUUUCACUUUGUAUCAGAUUUUGUGCAAACUGUGAUAAUAGAUUAAUGUAGAGAAUUCAGUCGCCUGUGAAAAAUAUAACUAUACAGUACCAAGCGGUUUUGUUUUCACUUACAAUCAGUCCCGUUUUGUCUAUAACAGACUGUCCGGUUGUUCGAAAAGAGUAGCUAAGGAUUAAUGGGACAGGAUUGUUGUCAUGCAAGAUGCUGAUAAUCACAUUCUGAAUAGUAUUGUCAUAUGGCAUAUUAUAUAUAGCAUCAAUAAAAUUGUCAUUCAAUGCUUUU